This is a messenger RNA of Penaeus monodon (black tiger shrimp), 1469 nucleotides long. RefSeq lists its product as uncharacterized. The record is from RefSeq and is a predicted model, not a curated record. The transcript has 4 exons. The coding region runs from base 24 to 1247 and encodes 407 amino acids. NCBI's taxonomy places the organism in Eukaryota, Metazoa, Arthropoda, Malacostraca, Decapoda, Penaeidae.
UGGUGGCGGGGCACCUGUUACAAAUGCCCGGGGUGGUGUCCCUGUGCCAGGCUCUCCUCACAGGCACCAGUGCCAGCCCCAGCGCCGCUGCGAUGCUUGGGGGGAUCCCGGACGUGCCCCCCGCCCUCAGCGUGUGGAGAGGGCUGGCCCGGUUCGUGCCCCCGCAGCAUGUCGCCUCCACUUCGUCUAGCUCGUCCUCGACCACCAUCGUCAGACCCACGCCCACCAGACCUCGCCCCCAUCAUCCCAUCAAACACGCUCAUGUAGUCCCUCCAGAGCUGAGUCGCGAGGGGGAAGCCGUGGACGGCCUCGGGGGUGUCCUGGAUGACACCUGCGGGAGUCAGCACCAGGACGGAGUUGGUUCAAUGGGCGUCAACGACAAAUACAUACGACACAGUGCUGCCGUUGGCGAAGGAAUCAGAACUCAGUCGGGAACAGUUAUAAUAGACAUCGCUGCCUGUGAUGGGCCCGUUUUCUUUGAGCGAGUCAUCAACAGGGCGUACAAGGCUAAUCCCUUGCUGGGUCACGACGACUCAGAGACAGAGACCGAAAUUAAUGUGGAAGAGCUUGACUCCGAGCCAGGCUCUGAGCCCACAGGAGGGGAGCACCCCAAGACAGGCAGAGAUAUUGCCGGCGACGCCAGCAACUCCUCAGAGAAUUCCAACCUUACCAACGCCCUUCAACUGGACGCUGCAAGUGGGAUCCUUAAGAGCAACAGGGCCCCAUCACCCCCGAUCCCCAACAACCAAACAAGCCGUACAUAUCACUGCGUCUACUGCAACCACACCUUCAAGAGCCACUACUGUUAUCAGAAACACAUGCGCCGCCACAUCAACCCCAUCACAGUCGAGGUGGACAAACUGCGCGGAAGCAGCCUUCCCUCCCCGGGCAAGUCUGACGCCAUGCAGGAAGCCAGCAGCCGCUCCAUGAGUGUGAAAGAAGGACGACUGGCAGGCAGGAGGGCCGGUAGUAUGUCCCCUUACAGUAGCAAUGGUACCGUUUCUCCCGCACCUUCAGAGGGGCUCAAGAUCCUGGACCUCAAUGUACAAUACUUCCCCUGCAAGACCUGCGGCUCCAAGUUCCCCAGCUACUACUUUGUGCACAAGCACCGACGGAUGUGUCAUCAGGAAGAGGAGAACUCGUCUCUAGGGGAGAAGGGCAGAGCCAAGACCCCAUCCUCAAAGCCAGCACGCACACCCACCCCCACGACCACCCGUGCCGCCACACCCAAGUCCUCCACCAGCUAAUGUGACUUCAUGCCCCCAAUGACAUCACCACCACACCUACGUCUUCUGCAUCAGAGGAUUCUUAAGAGUAUAGUGUACCAGUGGCCUCCACGUCCUUUACACUACUGGAAUUGGCUCAUAUUACAGGCUGUUGGUUGACUAUCUAUGACAUUUUAUACCCUGGUCUUUCUGUUAAUCAAAUAUAGAUCCCUCGAGACUUCUAAUAUAAAGUGUUAUUAAAAU